This is a messenger RNA of Neohortaea acidophila, 714 nucleotides long. Its product is annotated as proteasome core particle subunit alpha 5. Bases 1 to 714 code for a protein of 237 amino acids. Lineage: Eukaryota; Fungi; Ascomycota; Dothideomycetes; Mycosphaerellales; Teratosphaeriaceae. Gene Ontology annotation, biological process: proteasome-mediated ubiquitin-dependent protein catabolic process. The record is from RefSeq and is a predicted model, not a curated record. The transcript has 3 exons. Gene Ontology annotation, cellular component: proteasome core complex, alpha-subunit complex; nucleus; proteasome core complex.
AUGUUCAUAGCACGAUCAGAAUAUGGCCGCCUCUUCCAAGUCGAAUACUCCCUCGAAGCCAUCAAGCUCGGCAGCACAGCAAUAGGCGUCUCCACCGCCGCAGGCGUCAUCUUAGGCGUGGAGAAGCGCAUAACCAGCACACUGCUGGAAACCUCCUCAGUGGAGAAGAUUGUCGAAAUCGACCGCCACAUCGGCUGCGCCAUGUCCGGGCUGCAGGCCGAUGCGCGCAGCAUGAUUGAGCACGCGCGCGUCACGAGCCAGAGCCACGAGUUCCAUUACAAUGAGCGGUUGGGGGUGGAGAGCUGCACGCAGGCGAUUUGCGAUUUGGCGUUGCGGUUUGGCGAGGGCGCUGAGGGGGAGGAGAGUAUUAUGUCGCGGCCAUUUGGUGUGGCGCUGUUGAUCGCUGGGUAUGAUGAGGAGGGCCCGUCGCUCUACCACGCCGAACCCUCGGGCACAUUCUACCGCUACGACGCCAAAGCCAUCGGCUCCGGGUCCGAGGGCGCCCAAGCCGAGCUGCAGAAUGAAUUCCACAAGAGCUUGACGCUGGAGGAGGCAGAGGUGCUGGUGCUGAAGACGCUGAAGCAAGUGAUGGAGGAGAAGCUGGACAGCAAUAACGUGCAGCUGGCGAGCGUGACGCGCGACAAGGGGUUCAGAAUCCACACGGACGAGGAGAUGGCUGGAGUGGUGUCGAGGCUGGAAGGGAGCGGUGCGUGA